Eleginops maclovinus (Patagonian blennie) is the source of this 2886-nucleotide messenger RNA. RefSeq lists its product as uncharacterized. The record is from RefSeq and is a predicted model, not a curated record. NCBI's taxonomy places the organism in Eukaryota, Metazoa, Chordata, Actinopteri, Perciformes, Eleginopidae. The coding region runs from base 95 to 1519 and encodes 474 amino acids. The transcript has 2 exons.
UUAACCCGGAGAGAGCACCUGUUAGAACAACUGCUAUUGAUUCUAAGAAAUAAACCUAACGUAUCUUACAACUAGCAUUUAUCUUUCAGCCAGCAUGUCUGGUCAUCUUUUUCCUCAGAACCUUUGGGAUCUGAUAACUAAAGCUUUCAGUACUUUCAUGGUCAUAGUUGUCUUUUUGACCCUGCAGUACAUACUAGACAUGGAUUUUGAAUGCUCAUGCAGCCACACUACAGUUAUCCAUAGUAACGAUGUACUGUACAUGAUGGCGCCUCCUGUGAUCCUCACCUGGGCUGUCUACAUGAUUGAGUCUCUCCAACAAAGGGAGUUUGUUCGACGAGGGCAAAUCUUUGUUUGCAGCAAGUACUGCAGAUCUUUUGUUAGCCUGCUGUAUAGAUACGUCAGUCUGAACGUUUUAUGGGGAGCUUCUGUUCUAGUUAAUGGAGAUUGGUACUUUUGCCUGAUGACAAACAUCAAUGAAUCUCAGGUUGGAAUUCCUUGCAAAGAAAAGCUUGACGAUGUCGAGAGACUCCUUAAAGCCCACUAUAAGUCACAUUCUAUGGAAAUUGGCUAUUAUGUAAUUGGUGGUCUGAUUCUUUUUUGGAGUGUUGUUGAAUUGAUUGCAUGCUGUUGUGGAAAAAACAAGAUGAACUACUGCCCUGGCUUCAGGAAGUUUAACACGCCUUUCUACAAAAUGGUUUAUAAAGUUAGCCUGGAAGAGGAAGUAAGAAGGUAUUUGCAGAUGGAGCUAAAAAAUAUAGCAAUACAAAGAGCAAAAGCACUCUGUGAACCCGCACUUGUCAAUAUUAGGAAUGAAGAGAUUAAAUCUAAUAGAACAAGUGAUAAAAAAGAGAUCCAGGAAAAUGCUUUAAAAGCCUGGUGGAAGAUAUCAGACUUCCAUUUCGUCUUCACUGAACUUGAACAAUCGCUUUCAGAUCAAGAAACACAGAUCUCAAACCAGGAACAUUCAUCAGGAGGCACUAACUCGGCUGACUCCAACCAGAACAUUCAUCAGGAGGCACUAACUCGGCUGACUCCUAAAACCAGGAACAUUCAUCAGGAGGCACUAACUCGGCUGACUCCUCAAACCAGGAACAUUCAUCAGGAGGCACUAACUCGGCUGACUCCAAAAACCAGGAACAUUCAUCAGGAGGCACGGAGUUGGCUGACUCCUCAAACCAGGAACAUUCAUCAGGAGGCACGGAGUUGGCUGACUCCUCAAACCAGGAACAUUCAUCAGGAGGCACGGAGUUGGUUGACUCCUCAAACCAGGAACAUUCAUCAGGAGGCACGGAGUUGGUUGACUCCUCAAACCAGGAACAUUCAUCAGGAGGCACUAACUCGGCUGACUCCAAAAACCAGGAACAUUCAUCAGGAGGCACUAACUCGGCUGACUCCUCAAACCAGGAACCAUUACCAGGAAGCACGGAGUUGGCUGACUCCUCAAACCAGGAACCAUUACCAGGAAGCAUGGAGUUGGUUGAUCAAACACCUUGAAGAUCAAGGGAAGGAACUUAACUGAGUACAUUUCCUCAAGUAUACAAUUUGAGGUACUUCAGGUAGUUAAGUUGAGUCUAUUCAUUUUCUGAUACUUCCACUUCACUACUUGUAACAUAAAGAAUGAUAUGUUUUAUUAAAACACAUUUAACGACUUCAAUUACUUCUUUUUACCACUGAAGAUUAUAAAGUUAGCCAUGAUUUUUACAUAUAACAUUCACAAUGUGAUUUCCUCUUCCAGUCUACGACCGGAAGGGUUUGUACAAAGGAAACAGAUUAUGCAACAGAUGGUAAGACCUUCUCACAGAUCCAUUGCAGACUUGUUUUACAAGACAAAUCAUUCCAGUUCUUUAAAUUCUGCCCUCCAGUUAUGAUAUGGGCACAGUCCUCUUCCCCAAGCUCUUUAUACCCUCCACCGUUGUCAGGCUGAAUCGACCGCCAGUACCUAUCAGGGGGAAGACUUUGUUAAUGUUUGACAUGAACACAGCUUGUCAAUCAUGCAUUAAUCAUCCUGAAUCGUGCCUGUUUGUAGGAUUUAGAUUCAUCAACAUGUUGGUUAUGUCUUUGGUUCCUCAGCUUCUGUUUUUGAGAGGAUUUAGCUGUAGUUUGCUGUCAGGGCAGACUCAAACUCACUGAGCUCUGCCCAUCCAGCACCAAAAAGAAGAGGCAGAAUGUUGGCAUCCAGCCGGUGAAGAUCAUGGAAAACUUAGCAACAUCUAAGUGUUGUUUAAGUGCUUAAUGACAUAAAUCUGUGCAAUUGAUGUGAAUAUUACCUUCAUUAUGCAGGAACAAACACAACUCCAAUCGAUGAUGCAAAUGUGACUUUGUGUCAGCUGGAAGUUUAAUAUGAAAAUGUAUGCUAACACGUUUUCCAUACCAGCUAUUUCAGAGGACAUCUAAGGCCAAAAAUCAUCAAUCAAAACAAAUCAAAUCCAAGUAAAUCAAAUCAAAAUAAGUACAUGUUGAUUUCUUACACUCAAGGACCUUGUUUCUUAUUAUUGUGAUACCUCCUCCUGAUAGUCCGCCAUAUUCUAGACGUAGAAAUAAAAAAACAACCCAUCAAAUCUUCUCUUUUCCCUAGAAUCAAGCUUUUGAGUGUUAAAAGUUAUGAUGAUGAAAAUAAAAUAUAACUUUCCUGUAUUUCUCUACAUCAUUCUGUUCAAUGACAUUUCUAAAGCUGUGCUGUCUAAAAUAUACUAAAUGUGCUUUAUAUUGUAUAAUGAAGAUGCCAAUAUCACUGCCUCCUGAUGUAGCACAGCAGGGAAAAGCCUGAUUUAAAGAACCAUUGCACCAUCUGUUGGUAUUAAUAGGUCAAAUAUAUUUCACUCAUGGUCUACUUGUCUGAUUUCUUUUACACACUGUAUAAUGUGAUUAAAGACACGGUCCAUUACA